Oldenlandia corymbosa var. corymbosa is the source of this 529-nucleotide messenger RNA. The record is from the annotation of a GenBank genome assembly. NCBI's taxonomy places the organism in Eukaryota, Viridiplantae, Streptophyta, Magnoliopsida, Gentianales, Rubiaceae.
CUGGAAAUUGAAAACUGAAAAGACCUCCACCAGAUCGUCGUUUUGACAAGCUCGGCAUAAAUUAAACAAGCGAAUGGGUUCUCUCACAAAUUUGUCUUUGCUAAAAAGGAGAACCUUUUCAAUAUGGAAAUCUAUGAAUUCUACUACCAACGCCACGGAGAAACCGCUCUUAGCUUCUUCCCUUUCCAAUAUAACUCAUCAUCUCCAUCCGGGCCCUGGCUCUUUUAUCAGCUAUGGCAGAAAUCUUUCUUCAAGGGGCAAGUCCCUCGUCAAUGACGCAUCUCAAGGCCCAGCAGCCAUUGAUUACAGCUCUCUUUUGCAGGAAGACGAGUAUCAAAAGUUGGCAAAUUCAACAAUCCAUGAUCUUUUAGGUGUGUUCGGUUGCUUGGCAUUGACAUUAAAAUAUUUUGAGAUUGCACUAGCAUUCAAGAUAUUCUAAUUCAAUAUCAAUUCCUUUUUUUUUGGUAAAAUCAUGAAAUUGACUACAAUUGGAAUUCCAAAUCCUCUAUUCAAUUGGUUAAGUAAUUAG